AUACACACAUGAAACAGAGAAAAAAUCUUUUGUGAGUCAGAAAUUAACGAAAGUGCGCUGCCGUGUUACUCAAUAGUAUUAUAAAUAUCUCUAGUGGUGAUAUGUUUCUAAUAAACUUUCAGACUUUGCUACGGAAUGUAAACUAUUUAGCAAUAUAACGGAUAAGUAACUAGUCUUAUUAAUAAUGGGAGAUUCAAGAUAUAUUAAUUUUAAUAACGCCGGACCUUCUUCUGGGGUGGCUGUUUGUGAUGACUGUGUAAAAGUAUUUUUUGAAAUUAAACGUGAUCAUAAAUGGAAUUAUGUGAUUUACAAAAUAACAGACGAUUUAAAAAAUAUUGUUGUGGAAGAAAGAGGAGGGACACAUAAAACAUAUCAAGAUUUUGUAAACAAACUAAAAGAAGCUGAAAAGAAAGGACAAUGUCGAUAUGGAUUGUUUGACGUCAAAUUUUCAUGCAAUGAUAUUCAUAGCGAAAAAUUAGCAUUCUUUAUAUGGAAUCCAGAUACAGCUUCAACUAGACAAAAGAUGAUUUAUAGCACUAGUGUUAAAGCUUUAAAACAGAGAUUCAAUGGUCUUCAUAUUGUUAUUCAGUGUAAUGAUGAGACUGACUUAGCUCUAUCGCAUGUUUUUGAAAAAUGUUCUGCUAAAUAUGUCUAAACGAUGUCAAUCAGUUGUUUGUCUAUCAUUUAUUACUUCAUAAAGACAAAGAAUGCAACAUUCGAGAAUGGUAGAUUUUCAAGAGGAUACAUGGUCG
Mytilus trossulus (common blue mussel) is the source of this 752-nucleotide messenger RNA. Its product is annotated as actophorin-like. Gene Ontology annotation, cellular component: cytoplasm; actin cortical patch; actin cytoskeleton. Gene Ontology annotation, molecular function: actin filament binding. Bases 185 to 655 code for a protein of 156 amino acids. NCBI's taxonomy places the organism in Eukaryota, Metazoa, Mollusca, Bivalvia, Mytilida, Mytilidae. The transcript is spliced from 4 exons. Gene Ontology annotation, biological process: actin filament severing; actin filament fragmentation. The record is from RefSeq and is a predicted model, not a curated record.